AUGGAAAACAGUCAAAGAUUAGUUGAUGACGAUGUGCCUGUUGUAAAACCUGAUAAUAUUAAUGACGUGCCUGAGAGAUUCAUUUAUCAAGCAAUUCUUGCAACACCCAUUCCCCAACCUUUUUACACUGCAAUUAAUUCAACAAACUCAACAUUUGAAAUAUUUACAACAACACCAAUGUCUAGAACUUCAAUUAAUGGAUCAACUAAUCCCCUCAAUCAAACUACAAGUACAACACCUGCACAUCCACCUACACCUCCACCUACAUCUCCACCUACACCUCCACCCCCAGGUGAAGGUCAACUGGAAGACUGUUUGUUGGGGAAUUCCGAUACAAAAAUAAAAUGGGUCGAUGGUGACGGCAGACUAAUUCAUCAAAAUAAUUGCUCAAAGGAUUUGUCAUAUCAAUAUAAAAAAGAUAUUUUAGAGCUAGAGAUUGCAAACAUUAUCGAAGAUAUUCACAGCACUGUUAAUGGAGUUGUAGUAAGUUAA
Messenger RNA from Clunio marinus, 492 nucleotides. The record is from the annotation of a GenBank genome assembly. Lineage: Eukaryota; Metazoa; Arthropoda; Insecta; Diptera; Chironomidae.